AUGGUUUGUGACAAAUUGAGAUGGGAUAAGCUUGGAAAACUACCGUCUCCAUUGACACAAUUGCAUAUGAAUCAGACGGAUUGGAAGGCUGAAAACUUGAAGAAGUUGAGCAAUUUGAGAGCAUUGAAAAUUACGAAUAGCAAAAUGACAUCGAAGGAAAUGGAAAAACUGUCUGAUCUUGCAAAUCUAACCCAUCUGGAAAUCACAUCAUCUGCCAUCACCUAUAUCCCUGAUUCCAUUUCCAAACUGCCAUCUCUCACACAUCUAUAUCUUUCCGACAACCCACUGGAUCAACUUCCAGCCACGUCACUGACUCAUUUGGACAAUUUGAAGAAGAUACGAUUGGGUGGAAACUUCAGUCGAUUCGCAUGUGAUUGUGAAUCACCGUCCGAUUUGCAGAGAUGGUUGAUGAAGAGAACGAAUCGAGCGAAGAUUGACGACAUCGAUGACCUGAAUUGUGAUCUGAAUGGUCAUGGAACAGUUUGGAUGUUGGAAGCUCUUCCCGGAACGAAUGAAAGUGUUUGCCUGGAUCCAACAGAAGAAACGAAGCAAUGGAUGACAUUUGUGGAGAAUGCACAGAAAGGAAUCAUGGAAAGAGUGUAUACAUCAACACAGUCAACAACUGAAAAGGAGAAGAAAACUAUGGAAAUGACGACUACACCGAGGAAAAGUAUUCUGGAGACGUUGGAUGAGUUAGAAGGAGUAAAGACGACGGAUAAAAUGAGCACGAAACUCCGUUCCACAACCACUGCUAUCACAACAACUUCCCGAUAUCGAAAAAAAUACAAAGACUACGAUGAUGAGCCUCACAAGUUUGUGAAUGUCCUCAUCUUCUUACUCUUUUUAUGUGUUAUCAUUUUGAUUAUUUCUAUUGGAGUCACAGUUUAUUUGAAAUUUUGGCAUCCGGAAGAGUUACUGUUAAAACGGCGAAAAAAAGAAAGGAUUCAACCGGAAAUUCCUCGAGAAGAAGAACCACUUCAGCAUUUAGAUUGA
Molecule: messenger RNA, 993 nt
Organism: Caenorhabditis remanei
Lineage: Eukaryota; Metazoa; Nematoda; Chromadorea; Rhabditida; Rhabditidae
Exons: 7
Coding region: 1-993 (330 amino acids)
Cellular component (GO): voltage-gated potassium channel complex
Molecular function (GO): potassium channel activator activity; voltage-gated potassium channel activity; transmembrane transporter binding
Source: RefSeq, a predicted model, not a curated record